UGCGCCACCCAGGGAUCCCAACUUUGGGCUUUUUUACCUUAGUAGUCACCAUAUGCAUAACGUAUGUAAUUAUGCAAGUCUUGGAUUUUUAGAAUCUAAAGUAAUAAUCUUUACAUUCAACAAAUAUUGAGAACCUGCCAUGUGCCAGGAACUAUUGAAAAUAACACUAUAUUUACCCUCAAGGAACGUAUAGUUCAAUAAGAACACGUAUUCCUAAGCAGUUCUGUCUAGAAAGCUGAUACUGCAUACUGUUUUUUUUCUGAAGUUUUUGAUUUAUGUUUUUUCAUGGAAAUGUUCCACCUUGUUUGCUAGAAUUUUAAAUGUUCCCCAACUAGUAUAUGGCUCUUAUACAGCCAAAACUUUUAUCAGUUAAAUUUGAGUGUUUUGCAUUAUUUUCUUAUUGAAUGCUAGAACUCACUGUCAUAUUCUGGCUUGAACAACAUAUAUUUGCCCAAAUCUAUUUCUCAGCUGUCUUGAACAGCCAAUUAUUAAAAUUUUUAGUUCAUUUUGCACUCAAAUCUUCUUGUUUUCCUACAACCACAAGCAUAUGUCAUUGAUAUCAACUGCAAUUUUUUUCUAAUUUUAUAUACGUGACUUUUGACAUUUUUGUUUUAGAAUAUCACCUCAAAUAUUUUCCUUUUUUUUUCUUUGUUGAAGACAUUUUAAACUGUUUCACAGAUGCCUCAUUGUUGUUAACAUAGAUAUAUUUGUUCCAUAGCCUUUUCCCUCUCUUUACACAGGUAUCGAUCACUUCUAUAGCCUUUGGUCAAUCGACCAGUCUUUGUGAAAUACCUACUUUUUGUGAGACUCUGGCUGGCCUUCCAUGGACAAAAAAAAUAGAAGACAGAGACCUUGACUUCUAAUUGAUUACAAUUUAGAGGAGAAGCGGCAGUUUGGAGCAUGUGAACAUACUCUGAGCCUUGAUGAGUUCCAGUAUGUGGUAUAUUAUGCAGAGCAUUCAGAGCAAAUACUCUCUCUCAGAGCGCUUAAUCCGAACAAUCGCUGCCAUUCGUUCCUUCCCACAUGAUAAUGUAGAGGACCUCAUCAGAGGGGGAGCAGAUGUGAACUGUACCCAUGGCACACUGAAGCCACUGCACUGUGCCUGCAUGGUGUCAGAUGCUGACUGUGUGGAGUUACUCUUGGAAAAAGGAGCUGAGGUGAAUGCCCUGGAUGGUUACAACCGAACAGCCCUCCACUAUGCAGCUGAGAAAGAUGAGGCUUGUGUGGAGGUCCUCUUGGAGUAUGGAGCAAACCCCAAUGCACUGGAUGGCAACCGAGACACCCCACUUCACUGGGCAGCCUUUAAGAACAAUGCCGAGUGUGUGCGGGCCCUGCUAGAGAGCGGGGCCUCUGUCAAUGCCCUGGAUUAUAACAAUGAUACCCCGCUCAGCUGGGCCGCCAUGAAGGGGAAUCUCGAGAGCGUUAGCAUCCUUCUUGAUUACGGUGCAGAGGUCAGAGUCAUCAACCUAAAAGGCCAGACGCCCAUCUCCCGCCUGGUGGCUCUGUUAGUUAGGGGACUCGGAACAGAGAAGGAAGACUCUUGCUUUGAGCUCCUCUACAGAGCUGUUGGACACUUUGAAUUAAGGAAGAAUGGCACCAUGCCACGCGAAGUGGCCAGAGACCAGCAGCUGUGUGAAAAACUGACUGUUCUGUGCUCAGCCCCAGGAACUCUAAAAACACUCUCUCGCUAUGCUGUGCGCCGGAGUUUAGGACUCCAGUAUCUGCCAGAUGCAGUCAAGGGCCUCCCACUGCCAGCUUCUCUGAAGGAAUACCUGUUACUUGUAGAAUAGGCUGGAGGAAACAUUUGCACCGUCACGCAGGCAACUCCGGCCGAGGUGUUUCCCUGCAGUACACUCUUUGUCUUGGAAAACAGGAAAAGCAGUCGUUCCUGUUGUGUGGUUUGUAUUUAGAGGCAACGUGUCACAACAGUAACCUCCACACCAUCUCCCCUCCCUAAACCAAGCAACCAAACAAACAAAAAAUCCCUCACUUUUGUUUUCUGUUUAUUGCUUACUUGGCUUUUUAUAUUGCACCCUACAAAUGGAGAGGCCUCCCCCCUCCCCUAUAGGGAAAAAGUGCAACUAAACUCUAGGAAGAUGAAGAGUAUUUAAAGAAUGUGUGUUUAGCUUUCCUUCGGGAACAUGAUUAACAUUUCAGAAGCAUCCCUCCAGAAGCAUUGUAACUGGUCCAUGAAGAAGUUUCAAACAUCCCAGCCAAAGAUGAAGAUCCUCCAACCUCACAGGAUGUGCAGAUUCACAGUUGGGCUGGAUGAUGCCCUAAGGUGCAUGGAGCGGCCGGAGGGGACUGCCCCUUGCUCACCAUCAGAGGAACCUGCACCUUUGGCCUCUGUUCCAUGGGUGUGCCUGAGGCUUACGGUAGCUCAGCAAUAGCAUGGUCUUGCUGCUUUCCACAUGGUAGAAGAGAGGUCCCAGCAGUCCUAAGAACUCCGUGUCCUCAGAACUUUUCUCCUAACGCAGUUCUUUCUCUUGGUGAAAGCCAGUUUGCUCCAUCGGGCUUGGCAGGUGUUUGAGCACCUUUGGUGAAGGUGUUUUACGCCAGCAGGAGACGAUGGGCUGGGCUGCCUCUUCCCACGGGUCUUCUUCAUUUCCUUGUAGGAAGCUCACUCUCCUAAGAGUUGGGAGUUACCUUCCUUUCAAUUGUUUUGGAAAGUUUGCUUUUUACUGAUCUAUACAAGACGUCAGGGGAGCGGAGGGUGCGGGGGACGAGCUCUGUAAGAGCUGCUUUUGCCAUGGCCCGCCUACUCACCACAGAGCUGCUUUAGGGACCCAUACUUAGCCAACAGUACUCUUCCUUUUCAUGGUCCUAAACUAGAUCAGGUCGUUACUGAUCUUGGAUGACCCAGAUGCAAUUUUGAAAAACCUUUUUUUUUUUUUUUAACUGAUUGGAAACUACAAAUAAAAAUGAUUGGAAUCUGCUAACACAGCUAAUUUGAAAAACUAUGUCUGCUUUUGCCCUUUUGCUGUUGCUAGGGUUUUUUUGUUUUCUCUUUUCUUUCUUUUUUUUUAUUUUUUUUUUUUUUGCUCACUUGAAAAAAGAGAAAUAAACACUUCUAAAAGCAAUUUUGGCAAUUUCUACUAUUCCUGCUUCUCUCCACGUUAUUUAAUCACUGGGAGUCCCGUUGUCCAUCACUCUGGAGCGGGGCUGCCAUCACCCUCCUCAUUAGCUGGUCUGAGGAUGCCGUGACAAACAGUGCUUGAUAUUUAUUGUUAUUUCUCUUCCCCUUAAAGAACUGCCCAAAGAACAUCUGGCUGCUUUAAUUCUGGAUUCCGACAAGCCGCCUCAGUUCCUGUUCAGAACCGCUUGCACAGUACAGAGGUAAUACUUUGGACAGCCAGCAAAAGCAGCCUACUAGAGAUAAUCCUUCCUCCACCACUGGUAAAACCUUGAACCUCUCCCUGCUUCGUCAAGCAAAUGAGGAAACCGGGUUGGGGGGAGUAUGUGUGCUUGUGACAAGUGACAGGAUCUGGUUUUUGGAAGCUAAGCUUAAACCAGGCAUCAACAGGGCACCAUCCUAUCAGUUUAGAUGGUUCCUGAAGACCAACUGCAUGAUGCAGUCACAUGGCUAAUGAGGAGGAGGAAGCUGUUGUUAUGGCACAGAAAAUACAUUGAGCUGAAUAAGAACCAACAACUCUUUAAAGCCAUAUUUCAGCCAAACCACCAAACCAGGUCCUGGUCUGGGGGUCCCUUUCCCAGGCUUUCAAAAUGUGCAUGGCUCCUCACAAAUGGAGUCUGCCUUUCAUCUAGGAAGGAGUACGGGGGAAGAGUUGAGAAGAAAGAACCCUAGGUUGUCAGAAGAGUAGAGCUCAUAGGAUGGCUGGAAAAAAGCACCCUCAGGUCAUGAGCAUAUGAUCAGAAGGUGAAACACAACUUCAUGCUUAAGAGAGCCUGGCACGUCCUAUGGCUAUGGAGGAUGCAGGAGGGACUGGUGUGGAAUGAGGGUAAGGACCAGUGUACGAUGAUGUUCUAGAUCCCUAUGUUCACAGCCAAGAGAUGCUGUGGGGGGACAAAAGCCAUGAGGUGGAGAGGUACGUG
Molecule: messenger RNA, 4053 nt
Organism: Nyctereutes procyonoides (raccoon dog)
Lineage: Eukaryota; Metazoa; Chordata; Mammalia; Carnivora; Canidae
Gene: ASB8
Product: ankyrin repeat and SOCS box containing 8
Exons: 4
Coding region: 924-1790 (288 amino acids)
Biological process (GO): intracellular signal transduction
Molecular function (GO): protein binding
Source: RefSeq, a predicted model, not a curated record